Messenger RNA from Parnassius apollo (apollo), 291 nucleotides. Lineage: Eukaryota; Metazoa; Arthropoda; Insecta; Lepidoptera; Papilionidae. The record is from the annotation of a GenBank genome assembly.
AUGGGAACGAUGAUCCUGCUGCACGGCUUCCACCUCCAGCGCAUGUGCAAAGGCGUCCUUAAGCGUGGCAUGGUGCCCGAGCCUCACAGGAGCUCUAAGUUCAAGGUCUUUUCGAACCAGCUAAUCUACCUCAAGGGCCCACUGCUGCAGGUUUUCGUUGAUGCGUUGCACGCGAUCUUUAAGCUGCACACGAAAGACGUGUUCCAGGUAAGCGUCGCCAUAUCUCGCCUCCAAUGCCUCAAGGAGCUGCUCGUAAGUCACGACCUUACCGAGAGCUUCCAGAACAGUUAA